CCCACCUUUAGGUCAAGCGGCAAUCAUUAGAACAGUUCUGUUGUGCCUGAGAAUAAACAUUACCUGAGUCUGACUGGAAACCCGUUUAAACGAGAAUUUACUCUAUGAAAGGCAGGUUGCGAAGAUUAGCUAUCAAAAUUCGCCAGCCCACUUGGUGAAGCAGAAAGUGCAAAUAAUUUGGGGCCAUUUGACCACCUUAUCGACUUAUCAUCGCAACUCAACGCGACUAUAGCCCUGAUUCAUUUUUCUGAAAUCAAACCCCAAUUCGAUUCAAUUUUUUCACACUUAUUUCACCAUCAUUUUCCUUUUGUAAAGCUACCUCUGGAUGCUAAAAUAAACUGAAUGAAAUCCGAACAAAAGUUAAUCAAUUCUGAAUCGAAAUGAAAAAAAAAAUCUACCCAAUUUUCAACCUAUUUCUAGCCCUUCUAUUCAAAUCUAGUUUCCUAAAUCUUCAAUGCUUACCAAGUCUCUUUUGUAUUGUCCUUUUUAUGAUGCGAACUGUGCUUUUCCGUCCUUUUGAAAAAGAUUGUUAAUUUUUUACAAGCCAUUUGUUUAAAUUUGAUUGUCUAUUUUUGCUUCGAUUCUCUUCACGGCCCAAUUUAAUCCCAAUUCCCUUUUAUUUUUGUUCAACCGCACAGGGCAACUCAAUUAAACGUAAAGAGACGCUUUGCCGUUGAGGGGGUCGCAAAUUUCAAUUAAAAAUGAAAACACUAAAAAACGCGACUUCUUACCCUAAAAUGGGCACUCUAACGAAGAUGGUCCGAAACCUUAUUUACAUCACAUACUUCACUCUGGUUUUCACAUCAAUCAUUAUUCUUUUUGUGAAUCUACCCCCUAUAUUCGAAACUCAAAACAGUGAUCUCCAAGACACGGAGGGUUUGCCUAAAUAUGCAAAAAGUUCUCGAGAAAGGCUGAGGAAAAACUACCGAGGUGAUCAAUUGGCUGAAAACAUUCCAGAAAACGAGAAACCAUUCCGCUGGAUGGAAACGCGUGAAAACUUUGCAAACGCUGAAACGAAGCAACGAACAUCUCAAUUUCGUAACUUAACAAAUCUUCUGCAACAUAAAUUAUUUCUUUCCAAUCUCGCUCAAAUCUAUUCCAAUCUAACGUCACCCAAAAAACUUCCAUUUAUGAGUCAUAGCUCUGUUAACCCAGUAGUAGAAAACUUCUAUCGAGAGAUAGCCAGCGACAGCUUAUAUCCUGUGAACUCGCCUUGGAUUGACUGGAUUAAGACAUUACUCAAAUCGAACAAGAUCACAUAUGCAGAAAACAAAGCAGGUGGUUCUCAGUUGAAACUCUCAGUUAAAUACGAAGCGAAUCUUUUGGGACUUUUGAAGCCAAUGCGACUAACGAGAGACCAGCAAACAUUCCCCGACCAUUUUUAUUUUGUGGACCUGGAACGACACAAUGCAGAAAUAGCUUCAUUUCAUCUGGACCAGAUUUUGGACUUCAGAAGAGCGCCGCCAGUUGUGGGUCGGUGGAUAAACUUAACUGACCUGUGGAGACUUUCUGACCACAGACUGACGCGCACUUUCUUCAAGUCGCCAGCUGACAACACUUGCUUCCACGGCACUUGUGAUUACUACUGCCGAACAGAGACUCCGGUGUGCGGACACCCGCACAGUGUGGAGGCCUCGGUUGCACUCUACCUCCCAGACUCCAAAUACUUCCCAAGGUCUAUGACGGUGCACCCCUACAGAAGAAGCUACACCAAAUCGAACCAGGAAGCGUGGGUGAAGGACACCACGUACUGCAAAUCGAAAGUGCUGUCUGACCCGAGUUAUUCGAGUGACAAGAGGAAGAUCUUCGACAUCACAGAUCUCGCAAUCUACGAUUUCCUCAUCGGAAAUAUGGACAGACAUCACUAUGAAAUUUUUGACGACUUCGGAGAAGACGGAUUCAUCUUACACUUGGAUCAGGGCAAGGCAUUCGGCAAACAUUCCAGUGACGAACUCUCCAUCCUCGCUCCUCUGAGCCAGUGCUGCAAAAUAAGGUGGAAAACGUGGCUGGUGCUUCUGGAGAUCACAAAAACUUCGAAUGGAAAAAUAGGAGAUCUUUUGCACGAUUCUCUGGAAGAAGAUCUUCUAAGUCCGGUUUUGAAGCCAGAGUAUUAUGCAGCAUUGGAUCGGAGGUUGAAGAUAAUCAUGAAGGAGAUUCAAACUUGUAUAGACAAUAAUAGUCCUCAAGAUAUAUUUGAUCAUCAUUUUGGCCAGCAAUUCCAAAAGUUCUUUCAACGCCGUCAUGCAGUAAUGUGAACUAUGUAUAAUAAUUGAUCAGAACUUCUAAUUGUGUAAAUAACAGAUAAUUCUAAUUUCUU
This is a messenger RNA of Symsagittifera roscoffensis, 2317 nucleotides long. RefSeq names its product extracellular serine/threonine protein kinase FAM20C-like. The record is from RefSeq and is a predicted model, not a curated record. Bases 702 to 2255 code for a protein of 517 amino acids. Gene Ontology annotation, cellular component: Golgi apparatus. The transcript is spliced from 4 exons. Gene Ontology annotation, biological process: protein phosphorylation. NCBI's taxonomy places the organism in Eukaryota, Metazoa, Xenacoelomorpha, Acoela, Convolutidae. Gene Ontology annotation, molecular function: phosphotransferase activity, alcohol group as acceptor.